Molecule: messenger RNA, 1944 nt
Organism: Xenopus tropicalis (tropical clawed frog)
Lineage: Eukaryota; Metazoa; Chordata; Amphibia; Anura; Pipidae
Exons: 2
Coding region: 231-1922 (563 amino acids)
Source: RefSeq, a predicted model, not a curated record
UUGACUUGAUGAAGGGAGGAGUUUAACUGUAUGUCGAACUACACACUGCCCCAGGGUAAUACGUAGGGAGGACAGAACAGUGAAACAACGGCUGCACAGCAGGCAGGACAAGCUAGGAGCUACACUGCAAGUGCAGGCAAUCUUUAAAUUCAGCCAUUGCUACUAAGUCACGGUAGCCCAGAGAAGCCACAGCAGCUACAGCAGGCUGAAGACUUCUCCAUUAUUGUAUAAUGUCACAGAAACGGACACCCUCACUAACAACAAGGUCCCAAGUCUCGGGUUCCUCCCAGCGCUCAUCUGUCAUCAAUGCGGCCGCAAUUGCCCGCGCGAAGGCAGAAGCAGCCAAGGCCCGAGUCUCCUUUGCAGAAAGGGAGAUGGAGGCAAAAACAGAAAAAGCACGCCUAGAAGCAGAGAAUGCACGCUUAGAAGCGUCUCUAGAAAAGCUGGCCAUAGAGAAGGAAGCUGCAGCAGCCAUAGCUGAAGCAGAAGCUCUAGAGGCAAUCGUAUACCCUGACAGCGAAAGACACAGCAGGGCACCAGAUCUAGAGAUUGAAGGUCAAGACCCACUGCAGCGCACCUCUGAGUAUGUCCAGCAGCACUCCAAACAAAACACAGAUUCUCUUUCAGCACAAGAACCAGGUCAACACGCUACCAGAGAGCCAGACCAACAAUGCUAUACGACUCAAGAAGUCAGCAGCAAGUCACAAGUGCACCAGAGAGGUAACACAGAGCAAAAUGAUCCUGCUUAUGGCACUCACAUCAGCUGGGUACCCAAGCCUACGGGUAACCCUACAACUACUUCCUCUGAUAUGUUAAGGCGGUAUGUCACAAGUCAGCCUAAAGAAGAACCUCCAGACAGGUAUGAUUACACAACACCUUCUCACUAUAACACUCAUCCACCUACCUACCAUGGUGCCAACCAGGCCACAAUGGACUUUGCCAAGUUCUUUGCCCGGCGUGAGUUAAUCACCAAAGGACUUGUAAAGUUUAACGACCGCCCAGAAGGCUUCAGAGCCUGGCGAUCCUCCUUUCAAAACACGAUCAGAGACUUAGACCUAUCAUACAGUGAGGAGAUAGACCUACUUAUCAAAUACUUAGGCACUGAGUCUGCAGAGCAUGCCAAAAGGAUCAGGGUGAUCAACAUAAACCACCCAGAGACUGGUCUCAAGAUGAUCUGGCACAGACUUAACGAGUGUUAUGGUUCAGCAGAGGUAGUAGAGAAUGCCCUCUUCAAAAGAAUUGAUGAUUUCCCUAAAAUAUCCAAUAAAGGUUACCAAAAACUUAGGGAACUAAGUGACCUGUUAAUGGAACUUCAGGUUGCUAAAGCCGAAGGAGACUUACCAGGACUUGCAUUCCUGGACACAGCCAGAGGUGUUAACCCCAUAGUGCAAAAGCUACCCUACAACUUGCAAGAACGGUGGAUGGUACAUGGGUCUAAAUUCAAACAAACAUACAAUGUCACAUUUCCCCCCUUCACUGUGUUUGUGGACUUUGUAUACCAGCAAGCCAAGAUGAGGAAUGACCCCAGUUUUGAUCUCACUCUGCCACAUGCCACCCCUUCAGUACCUAAUACUCGCAAAGCAGUAACAGUUCACAAAACUAAUGUUUCCUCUUUAGGUUCUUUCCACAGGUCUGCUGACAGCUCUCAGGAGGAGACAAACAACAAAGACCCUGGUAAGCAGUGUCCCCUACACCAAAGGCCUCACCCUCUUCUGAAAUGCAGAGCCUUCAGAGGAAAGUCCAUAGAUGACCGCAAAGCCUUCCUAAAGGAAAACCACAUCUGCUACAAGUGCUGCUCAUCAACAUCUCACCUUGCCAAGGACUGUAAGGAGAGAGCUAUCCCUGCGCUAAGGAUGAUGAUCAUUUGGGUUGCAACGUGUUCCAGAGAUCCAAAAAUGACAAUCAACUUUCCCUUUCCAUAGAGGACAAAAUCUUCCUGGAAAU